Molecule: messenger RNA, 1764 nt
Organism: Micromonas pusilla CCMP1545
Lineage: Eukaryota; Viridiplantae; Chlorophyta; Mamiellophyceae; Mamiellales; Mamiellaceae
Exons: 2
Coding region: 137-1657 (506 amino acids)
Biological process (GO): protein dephosphorylation
Cellular component (GO): protein phosphatase type 2A complex
Molecular function (GO): calcium ion binding; protein phosphatase regulator activity
Source: RefSeq, a predicted model, not a curated record
CGUAAAUCGGUUCCCGUCGUCCAAGCUGAAACUCGAUGAGUUCUUCCUGAACUGGCUCUCGUCCGCGGACUCGCAGAAGCUGGUCCUGAACCUCCUCGAGGACGCGAAAGCCGGGCGACCGCUGCAAGCGCCGACGAUGCCCUCCACCCCGACCAUCGGCGGCUCCCCGCUGUCGCCGUCGUCCACGCACGCGUUGCUCAGCGCGACGGCGUUGUCGACGCCGCCGCUGUCGCCGUCGAAAGCCGCGACGCCGCCGGCGUCGCCGAUGUCCCCGGGGAAGCGGCGCGCGGCGGCGGCGGCGGCGAGCGCGGCGGCGAAGCGCCGAGCCCCGGACGCGAUCCCGCGGUUUUACUUUGGACCGAACAAAGAAGCGUACGGGGAUGAGCAGAGCGCGACGAAGCUCGCGGAGGCGGCGUUGAUUUUCGACGGCGAAGCGCUCGACGCGGACGCGUUCAGGAGGGUCACGAGGGAGGUGUGCGAGCUCCCGUCGUACUUCGCGCCGCUCGUGAUGCACCGGAUACACGGCACGGAGCCGAUGGAGGUGGACGAGGACGACCCGACGAAGGCGGCGAACGCGCCGACGGCGCCGGCGAGAGAGCCGGCGCCCGUGACGUGGGCGCAGUUCACGGAAUAUUGGAACAGCACGCUGAGGAAGCACGCGGACUCGAACGCGCGCGUGUUCGAGGUGUUACGAGGCCCGAAGCCGAACGGCCCGAACGGUCCGAGGGCGUACCUCGAACACGCGGACUUUCGAAGCAUCCUGCGGUGUAUCCUCGACACGCACCCUGGGCUGGAGUUUUUGAAGGACUCCCCGGAGUUUCAAGACAGAUACCUCGAGACGGUGACGUACCGGAUAUUUUACGCGUGCAACACCGCGUGGAACGGGAAGAUGACGCUCAGGGAGCUUCGCCGGUCGAACCUCGUCGAGGCGAUGAACCACGUCGACGAGGAGGAGGACAUCAACAAAGUUUUGAAGUACUUUUCGUACGAGCACUUCUACGUCAUCUACUGCAAGUUUUGGGAGCUCGACACGGAUCACGACUUUCUCAUCGACAAGGAAGAUUUGCUUCGGUACGGGAACCACGCGUUGACGUACCGCGCCGUGGACCGCGUUUUCGCGCAAGCGCCGCGGCGGUUCGUGUCCGGGGUGAAGAACAAGAUGGGGUACGAGGACUUCGUGUGGUUCAUCCUGAGCGAGGAGGACAAGUCCACGCCGUUGUCGCUGGAGUACUGGUUUCGAUGCGUCGACCUCGACGGCGACAGCGAGCUCUCGCCGUCGGAGUGCGCGUUUUUCUACGAAGAGCAGCUCCAGAGGAUGGAGUGCCUGUCCCAAGAGCCGGUGCUCUUCGAGGACAUUCUGUGCCAGAUGUGCGACAUGUUGAAGCCCGCGGAGAACGGGAAGAUCACUCUGCGUGAUCUCAGGCGGUGUAAGCUCGCCGGGAACUUCUUCAACGUGUUGUUCAACCUGAACAAAUUCAUCGCGUUCGAGACGCGCGACCCGGUGCUCAUUCGCCAAGAGCGCGAGGAGCCGCACUUGACGGAGUGGGACCGGUUCGCGCGCCAGGAGUACAUUCGUCUGAGCAUGGAAGAAGAGGAAGGGAUGGCGGAGGGGGGGGAGAUGUGGGACGACGGCGACGUGGACGCGUCGCCGUUUUGACCGAGUGCCGUACCCUGUAGGUAGAACUCGACUAGCUAGACUCGAGGGCGGCCGUCGCGGCCGUCCUCGUGAUAUCAUAGUCACGCAACGCGCGCGCGCGUCACACG